Molecule: messenger RNA, 1857 nt
Organism: Prosopis cineraria
Lineage: Eukaryota; Viridiplantae; Streptophyta; Magnoliopsida; Fabales; Fabaceae
Product: aldehyde dehydrogenase family 3 member F1-like
Exons: 10
Coding region: 25-1509 (494 amino acids)
Biological process (GO): aldehyde metabolic process
Cellular component (GO): cytoplasm
Molecular function (GO): aldehyde dehydrogenase (NAD+) activity
Source: RefSeq, a predicted model, not a curated record
AAAACGAAGCAUGCGAAUGAAACCAUGGAGAGCAAGAGAGUCUGGGACUGGGAGAGAGAUCUCAAGAACAUGAGAGAUUACUUUAAGAGCGGGAAGACAAGAGAGGCGAGUUGGAGAGAAUAUCAGCUUCAAGGGCUGCGUCGUUUCCUGGUUGAAAAGGAGCAAGACAUCUCCAUGGCUCUCAUGCAGGAUCUCGGGAAACAUCGCGUCGAGGCUUUUAGAGACGAGGUAGGAACCGUGAUGAAGUCCAUAAAUUUUGCACUGAAGAAUUUGAGAGAAUGGAUGUCAGGCCAAAAGGCCAAAUUGCCGCAAAUAGCACUGCUUACUAGUGCGGAAAUUGUUCCGGAGCCUCUUGGCCUUGUCCUCGUCAUUUCAUCUUGGAAUUUCCCCUUUGGACUGUCAUUGGAGCCCCUCAUCGGAGCGAUAGCUGCCGGAAACAGCGUGGUGUUAAAGCCUUCAGAGUUGUCCUGUGCUUCGUCUUCUCUGCUAGCCUCUGGGCUGACCGGUUACGUGGACAGUGAGGCCAUUAAAAUUGUCCAAGGGGGGCCUGAAGUGGCGGAGCAACUGCUCGAGCAAAGAUGGGACAAAAUAUUCUUUACAGGAAGUGCUCGCGUGGGCCGGAUUGUGAUGUCUGCAGCCGUGAAGCAUUUGACGCCCCUCACUUUGGAGUUGGGCGGAAAAUGCCCUGCCCUCGUUGAUUCCCUUUCCUCUUCUUGGGACUUAGAGGUGGCUGUAAAACGGAUUAUUGUGGGCAAAUAUGGGACUUGUGCCGGUCAGGCAUGUAUAGCGGUCGAUUACGUCCUCGUCGAGAAGAGGUUCUCUUCCACGCUGGUGGAAUUGAUGAAACUCUGGAUCAAGAAAAUGUUUGGAGAAAAUCCAAGAGAAACCAACGCUAUUGCGAGGAUCGUUAAUAAACAACACUUCUUUAGACUCCAGAGUCUUCUUGCUGAUGCCAAUGUCAAAAAAUCGGUGAUUUAUGGUGGCUCAAUAAUGGAUGAAGAAAAUUUAUUUAUUGAACCAACAAUCCUGGUCGAUCCCCCACUUGAAGCGGCAAUCAUGACUGACGAAAUAUUUGGCCCAUUGCUGCCCGUUAUUACGCUAGACAAAGUUGAAGACGGUAUUGAGUUCAUAAACUCUAGGCCUAAGCCUCUGGCGCUGUAUGUCUUCACCAAAAACAAAGAGCUGCAGCGAAGAAUGAUAUCCGAAACAUCAUCAGGAAGCGUGACUUUCAACGACGCUAUUCUACAAUAUGCUGCGGAUACUCUCCCAUUUGGAGGAGUAGGAGGAAGUGGAUUUGGCAGUUAUCAUGGCAAGUUUUCAUUCGACACAUUCAGCCACCAGAAGGCCGUCGUCAAAAGAAGCUUCCUCACUGACUUCUGGUUUAGAUUUCCUCCUUGGACUCCCAACAAGCUGCUGCUGCUUGAGAUGGCUUACAAUUAUGACUAUUUUGGGUUGCUUCUCGUCUUGCUUGGCUUGAAAAGACCUUCCAAACGCACCUCACUCAUCUAGGACACUGCUGUUGAAAACUUGAGCCCGCUGCUACACGUACGUACGGGUGCUCGAGCUCUCGGUACAGUGAAUCCAACGUACGUUUCUUUCAACUGGAUUGAAAAAUGUUGGACUCCACCCCAGAGCUCCUACUUCCUCUAGCUUUUGCCUUGGUAUUAUAUCACAGUGUGUCUUAUUUCUCCUCCAUCUACCCUAUUAUAUCACAGUGUGUCCUAUUUCUCCUCCAUCUACCCCCCUUUCUCUAUGUUCCGGUUUGGACUUCGAUCGGAUAAAGGGACUCUGAAUUGCACGUGUAAUACAUGUAAAACUCUCGUUUCUAUCCAAUAGAUUCUAUAUUAUAGGCUAGGA